AUGUCAACUCUUACUAUUGCCCAACGUCAAACUCUUUUACAGCCAUUGUUGAACGCAGGCUGGGCUCUUGUUGCCAACAGAGAUGCUAUUCAGAAGAAGUAUGUGUUUGGCGACUUUAACGAGGCUUUUGGAUUUAUGACCCGAGUUGCCCUCAAGGCUGAUAAAAUGGAUCAUCACCCUGAAUGGUUUAAUGUCUACAAUCGUGUAGAAGUUACUUUAUCUACCCAUGAUUGCAACGGUCUUUCUGAAAAAGAUGUUACUUUGGCCACAUUCUGUGAUACUGCUGGAUCAAAGGCUACCUGA
This is a messenger RNA of Phycomyces blakesleeanus NRRL 1555(-), 303 nucleotides long. RefSeq lists its product as hypothetical. NCBI's taxonomy places the organism in Eukaryota, Fungi, Mucoromycota, Mucoromycetes, Mucorales, Phycomycetaceae. The record is from RefSeq and is a predicted model, not a curated record. The transcript has 2 exons. Bases 1 to 303 code for a protein of 100 amino acids. Gene Ontology annotation, molecular function: 4-alpha-hydroxytetrahydrobiopterin dehydratase activity. Gene Ontology annotation, biological process: tetrahydrobiopterin biosynthetic process.